GUCUAAACGCCUCCCCAGUUGAUCCCAACUCUCUUGCACACACGCCAUAGUAGUGUAGAGUGCAAGAAUGUAUGUAAUUGUGUGGGGUUGAUUUAAAUAAGCCCAUUCAGCACCUUUUAUCGUCUUAACGCCUGCGGGUUAAGAAGACUGCGAGGAAUAGACAGACGCAUCCUUAAGCCGCGCCAGCAGCUUUACGCCGCAUUUUCUUUCCAGAUCCAAAAGCCUUUCUACAAAAAAGGAAUAUCUGCUGCUUUUUAAAGGGGAAAGUAAAAGAGUAAUCUAAACUUUUUGCAAGGAUAUUUUUGCUGCGUUUUUCUGGCAGGACAACGACGCGACGACGUAACAAGCUGUGGUAGCUUUUUUUUUGUUUUCUUUUUUUCCCCAAAAUUAUUAUUUCGCCAUUCAACACUUUUUUCUCCAACUACCGAAAAGUGAUGAGUAUGGUACAGUUUGUAGUGUUUUUGUAGUGUUUGACUAAAGUAAAACAGGUGGAAGGAGACUACUUCUUUUGUCAGUGGCGUUACAGUUUGUCUCUGUGGUAUCCAUCUCACCAUGGGCCGCCUACUGAGCGAAACCACCGAAGGGGCCCUUCACUUACUACAAACGUCAGCGCUUCACAGAUGACACUAGUUUCCUGUACUAGUGGAUGACUCUUUAAUUGCCCUCACACAAAGAAGCCAUGCAGCCCCUGCUCUGUAUCAGCGCGUUUCUGUUCCUCCCUCUGGCCUUGAUGCUGGAUGAUGACUCACCACUGGACCUCGUUCCCCGCAGAUAUGUGCCCUAUCACAGCGGCAACAUUCGUCUCUUUCGCGAAGAGGGGGUGUCCAACUAUAGCGUCAUGCUGUUGCGAGAGGACAUGAAGCUGCUGCUGCUGGGUGCCAGGGAGGCGCUUUUCGCCCUUGACCUCGAGGACAUUUCCAAGAAACAAGCCUUUGUGAGAUGGGAGGUGACGCAAGAGCAAAUGGAUGACUGUCACAACAAAGGAAGAGAUCUUGAAACAGAGUGCAAGAACUAUAUCAAGAUUCUGCACAAGAUGGAGGAUAACAGGAUGUACGUGUGCGGAACCAAUGCGUUUGAUCCCGAGUGUGACUACAUGUCCUAUGCAAAUGGAGAACUCACACUGGAGAAGAGGGCCGAAGAUGGUAAAGGGAAAUGUCCUUUUAAUCCUUUCCAAAAACAUGCCUCCAUCAUGGUUGGCAAUGACUUGUACUCGGCCACUUCAAUGAACUUCCUGGGCUCGGAGUUGGUCUUAAUGCGCAGCUCUCCUCCCAUUCGAACUGAGAUAAAAACCUCCUGGCUCAAUGAGCCCAAAUUUGUCUCUCUAGCUCAGAUGCCAGAAAGCGACCAGGACAAUGAUGACAAGGUCUACUUGUUUUUCAGCGAAACGGCAGUUGAGUACGACUGCUACAAGAAACCGGUAGUGGUUUCUCGUGUAGCUCGUGUCUGCAAGGGAGACAUAGGAGGACGGAGGACCUUGCAGAGAAAGUGGACAUCCUUCCUGAAAGCCAGGCUGGAAUGUCCUGUCCUGGGCUCGCAGCUGCCCAACAUCAUCCAAAAUACAUACCGCUGGUGUGACCCGCAGCAGCACUGGAAUCACUGUUUAUUCUACGCCAUCUUCACCCCACAGUCCGACACGUCUGACCUGUCUGCAGUGUGUGCGUACAACAUAUCUGACAUCAACCGAGUGUUUGCGGAGGGGCAGUUCAAGACGCUGGUCACUGUCGAAUCCUCCUCCAUUUGGGCGCCAUACAGCGGGGAGGUCCCUGACCCUCGACCUGGAUCUUGUCAAACUCUGUCUCUGGACCUCCCGGACCAAACCCUUCACUUCAUCAAAGAUAGGCCUCUGAUGGAUGACAUUAUUCAGCCAAAAGGCGAGAAACCUCUACUAGAGAGAAGAGGAGCCGCCUUUACGAGCAUUGUGGUCAACCAAGUGCAAGCAACGGAUGGCCACGAUUACCAUGUGAUGUUCAUAGGCACAGAGGACGGCGCCCUUGUCAAAGCAGUAAACUACGACGGCGAGAUGUUCAUCAUUGAGCAAGUUCAGCUUUUCCAAUCCCGCGAGGCAGUUAAGAUCCUGCGCUUUUCCGACGUCACGAAGCGACUAUACGCGGGCUCCGACUUGGGAGUAGCGCAGGUGCCUCUCGCCACCUGUGAGAGAUCUUUGUCUUGUUUGGAUUGUAUUCUGGCAAGAGAUCCCUACUGCGGAUGGGAUACAGAUGCUGGGAGUUGCGUCGCCCUUUCCAGUACACAGAGGCAGCUAAUCCAGAGUGUGAGGGAAGGGAACAUCUCUCUCUGUCCAACAGCUGAUCCUGUCCAUGUUGUUAACCACUUUUUCUCGCCUGGUGGGAGUGUGAAACUUUUCUGCCCUUCAUCGUCAAACUUGGCAACAACCAAGUGGGAGCAAGACGGUCACCUUGUGGUUUCUUCAAGCCGCCAUCAGAUCCUACAAGACGGACUCAUCAUUCUCAACGCCUCGGACUCCGACGCCGGCCGCUACCGCUGCCUGUCGGUGGAGCGCUCCAAAAUUGACGCGUACGCCGCCACUGUGGCGGAGUAUCAGCUCAGCUUGAAAGGGGAACCGAGAGCGCCUCAAGCUCGGACGAAAGGUUCCUCUGUGGUCGGACUGCAGGUUGUCGUCGGGCUUCUGGUUGUUUCUCUGGUGGCCCUUUUGGCCUGGAAUUUUUACAAAGGCCAUCUACCUCUUCCCUGGAACUGCAGCAAAAAGAAUAGGGGAAAAUCCUACGAGUCAAAUGGGCAGGAGGAUGGAGGCCCGCUGUGAGAUGAGAUUUUGUAAGAUGCCUGUAUGUAUGCUGUCUCGGUGUGUGUUGGGUUGUAUUUCUUAAUGUUUAGUCUUGAGGCUUGAACCACUCGCCACCAUGUUUUCAUUUAAAAUGGAUCCUUGAAAACCUCAAACAGAA
Molecule: messenger RNA, 2918 nt
Organism: Syngnathus acus (greater pipefish)
Lineage: Eukaryota; Metazoa; Chordata; Actinopteri; Syngnathiformes; Syngnathidae
Gene: sema4e
Product: semaphorin 4e
Exons: 15
Coding region: 680-2779 (699 amino acids)
Biological process (GO): neural crest cell migration; axon guidance; negative regulation of axon extension involved in axon guidance
Molecular function (GO): chemorepellent activity; semaphorin receptor binding
Source: RefSeq, a predicted model, not a curated record